GUGGUGACUACAGUGAGAGUGAUCAGCAGGGUGGUGACUACAGUGAGUGUAAUCAGCAGGGUGGUGACUACAGUGAGUGAUCAGCAGGGUGGUGACUACAGUGAGAGUGAUCAGCAGGGUGGUGACUACAGUGAGAGUGAUCAGCAGGGUGGUGACUACAGUGAGUGUAAUCAGCAGGGUGGUGACUACAGUGAGUGUAAUCAGCAGGGUGGUGACUACAGUGAGAGUGAUCAGCAGGGUGGUGACUACAGUGAGAGUGAUCAGCAGGGUGGUGACUACAGUGAGUGUAAUCAGCAGGGUGGUGACUACAGUGAGUGAUCAGCAGGGUGGUGACUCUACAGUGAGUGAUCAGCAGGGUGGUGGCUCUACAGUGAGUGAUCAGCAGGGUGGUGGCUCUACAGUGAGUGAUCAGCAGGGUGGUGGCUCUACAGUGAGUGAUCAGCAGGGUGGUGGCUCUACAGUGAGUGAUCAGCAGGGUGGUGGCUCUACAGUGAGUGAUCAGCAGGGUGGUGGCUCUACAGUGAGUGAUCAGCAGGGUGCUCUGGAUCAGAUGGCAAAAUCACAUUCUGUCUUAAUUUCUCUUCUUUAUUCCCCUUGGUCAUGCUUUCUUUUUAACAUGCUACUUUAUAGGCUAGCGCUAGCUGCCCUGUCUUGUCUUGUCCUGUCCUGUGCUGGGCCUUUCAGGAGCCAGUCUGUGUUAACCAUGGCCUAGUUCUCCCUUCCUUCCUUCCUGCCCCGUUUCACCUGCAUGACCCCUCUGUGACAGUCUCAGACACCUGUCUCACCGUAUCACCUGGCACUCCUGGUACGUUUACCUCUCUCAGAAAACAUCAGAAGAAUGUAAACUAAACAAAUGAUCUGUAAUUUAGACCGUCUGGUAGACAAUCCUCAUGCAGAAUAUAUAUUUAGGACCAGCUUUAGCUGUUAGCCUGGCUGUCUUUCAAGUAGCCUGAAGAAACUCUCAGAUGUAGGCUAAUGACCUGAGGUAAUGAAUAAACUCAUUGUAGGUUGUUAGCCUGUAUGAUGUGUGCCAGUAUUGGCUGGAGACUGGGUUACGUAGGGAGCCUGCUAGCAUUAGCUUGCUAGUGUUAGCCUGCACUGUAGGCUGUGUGAGACAAGGUCAGGAUGCAGGGAGAAAGCUAGCAUAGCAUUAGCAGUUAGCUUGUUAGCAUGAGACUGGGUCACAGGUUGCAAUGCGAGAGCUAGCAUUAGCAGUUAGCUUGUUAGCGUGAGCCUGUAAGCUGUGUGAGACUGUGUUAGGAUGCAGUGAGAGAGCUAACGCCGUUAGUGGUGAGGUCAGCAGUUAGUUUCUCUGUUUUCCUGCUCUGACAAUAGCAGGAAACAUGAGGAUGAGGAACUCUCUAUCACUCUCUCCCCCCCCCCCCCCUCACUCUCCAUCUGACUUUCUCUAGUGUUAUUUAGCUAAAAUGUCAAAUUAGGUGGGUGAUAUUGGUGCUGAUUUGUUGCUGUACGUUAACCCUCUUUCUCGCUCUCUCUCUCGCUCCCUCUCUCGCUCUCUCUCUCGCUCCCUCUUUCUCUCAAUUCAAUUCAAAGGGCUUUAUUGGCAUGGCAAACAUAUGUUUACAUUGCCAAAAAAAGUGAAAUAGAUCAACAAAAAAGUGAAAUAAAGUCUCUGUCUUUUUCUGUAGGCCAGUCUGUCUGUGUGGGGAUGGGGGGGUCUAGGAGUGGUGCUGUUCCUCAUCACUUUCGGACCCUUCGCUAUCUUCUACCUGGCCUUCUAUAUCUGCUGCUUCGUAGGAGGGUAAGUGUGUACCACAAGUUUGAAGUUAUGAAGUCAUUUAUAGAUGUGUUCAUAUGAAAUGGGCUGUCUUUGUUGUGUAAUCUAGAAAUGUUGUUCUCCUCCUUUCCCCCCCUUUCACCUCUCCCUCUCUCCUCUCCUCACCUCUCCCUCUCUCCUCACCUCUCCCUCUCUCCUCUCCUCACCUCCUCUCUCCUCACCUCUCCUCACCUCUCCUCACCUCUCCCUCUCUCCUCUCCUCACCUCUCCCUCUCUCCUCACCUCUCCCUCUCUCCUCACCUCUCCCUCUCUCCUCACCUCUCCCUUUCCCUCUCCUCUCAUCACCAGUGGUUUUGCGGUCACUCUGUUGUUUGGGAAGACCAACUCAGAGAGACAUCUAGAGAAGUGUGAACACUCCUACCUUCCGGCCACGCAAACGGGUAUACUGAAGGUAGGACACACACACAUCCACACGCGUGCGCGCAGACACACACACACACACACAAAUAAAUAAAUAAUGGCUAUCUCUUUCUCUCUCUCUCUCUUCCACCCCCUCCCCCUCCUCGCUCUCAACAUCUCCCCUCUCCCCUCUCUCGCUCCCUCUCUCGCUCCCGUCUCCCUCUCUCCCUCCCUCUCUCUCCCGUCUCCCUCUCUCCCUCCCUCUCUCUCCCGUCUCCCUCUCUCCCUCCCUCUCUCUCCCGUCUCCCUCUCUCCCUCUCUCUCUCUCCCGUCUCCCCUCUCCCUCCCUCUCCCAGACGUUGGAUGAGCUGAGGUUGGCUCCGAAGCCUAUAAAGAUAGACAGGAGACUGACUGGCUCCAACUACAUAGACGAGCCUCUGCAA
Coregonus sp. 'balchen' is the source of this 2580-nucleotide messenger RNA. Lineage: Eukaryota; Metazoa; Chordata; Actinopteri; Salmoniformes; Salmonidae. The record is from the annotation of a GenBank genome assembly.